AUGAACCAUACAGAAGAGUUUAAUAAGCAAAUUAUAACCGUUAUUCCGGGAAUUCAUUGUGCUAUUGGAUAUGGCAUAGCUAAUAGUAUAUUAGUUGAAGGAAUUGAUGGAAAUAUUAUAAUUGAUACAUUAGAAUCUCGUGAAGGAGCUAUUGAACUUCAUAAAGAUUUUCAAGCAAUUUCAUCAAAACCUGUUGUUGCAAUUAUUUAUACUCAUAAUCAUGCUGAUCAUGUAUUUGGUGCUGAAGUAUUAGCAGGUGAUAAUGUGAAAAAUGUCAAAGUUUAUUCGCAUUCAACGACGAGAAAAAUUAUCGAUACUGCAAUGAGUGUAGUUCAAUCAAUUAAUUUUCAAAGAUCAGCAAGGCAAUUUGGAACAUAUUUAACAGAAGCUGAUGGUCAUAUUAAUAGUGGAAUCGGUUUAUAUUUGAAUUUUAAAAGAAAUAAUACCCGAGCACUUUUAUAUCCAACUGAUACAUUUAACACAGAUAAGUGGGCUUUGACCAUAGCCGGACGAGAAUUUGUUCUAUAUCAUGCACCAGGAGAAACAGAUGAUCAAAUAGUCAUUCAUAUGCCGAAAGAAAAAGUUUUAUUUGCUGCUGAUAAUAUUUAUAAAUCAUUUCCAAAUAUUUAUGCAAUUAGAGGAACAACCACAAGAAAUGCUAUUCAAUGGGCUUCUUCUCUUGAUUUAAUGCGAAAUUUACGACCAGAAUAUUUAAUUCCAUCUCAUACAAAACCCAUAUCUGGAGAAGACUAUAUUCAUGAAGUUAUUACCAAUUAUCGAGAUGGAAUUCAAUUCGUGCAUGAUCAAACUGUUAGAUUUAUGAAUAAAGGAUUAACACCAGAUGAAAUUGUUGGAAACAAAUUAAUACAAUUACCAGAUCAUUUGCAAGUUCAUCCUUAUUUACAGCAGUUUUAUGGUACUGUAGACUGGAGUGUUCGUGCAAUUUUCGAUCAGUAUUUGGGGUGGUUUAGUGGUAAAACAUCUGAUUUAAACCCUGACUCUCCUAUUGUUCGGGCCCAAAAUCUUAUUAGACUUGGUGGAGGAAACGAAAAAGUAUUUGAAAUGGCAAAAAUUGCAUAUUCAGAGCAAAAGUAUCAAUGGUGUUUGGAAUUAACUGAAGCAUUAACUCUUUAUCCUGAAGACGCAAAUGUGUCAGACAUUAUUCAACUACAAGUUUUAUCAUUACAAAAUUUGGCGUCAGUUCAAACAUCAGCACCUGCUCGUAACUGGUAUUUGACAAAAUCAUUAGAAAUUCAAGGUUUAAUGGACGUUAAACCAGUAGCUGAACGACGAGUUCAGUCAAUUUUAAAAUCUGCGUUGAAUAGUUCAUUGAUGUUAUUACCUGUUAGUCUCGAUAAUAAGAAAGCGAAUGGUGUGAAUCAACUGAUUCUAUUUCACGUGAAUGAUACUGAUGAACACUUUAGUAUACAUGUAAGAAAUGAAAUAGCUGAUAUAAAAUGGAAAUGGCCUGAAAAUAUUCAUUCAAACGAUGUUGAUAUGAUUGUCGAAGUGAAUAAAGAAGAAACUUGGAAACAAUUAAUAGCUGGUGUAAAAAGUCCGAUUUUGGCUCAUUUGAAUGGAGAAAUAAUAACUAAAACUGGAGACGAACAAACAAAUUCAACAGGAGGAAUUAAAUUAAAAACGUUUCUCGAUAUGUUCAGUGAACAAUAA
This is a messenger RNA of Didymodactylos carnosus, 1671 nucleotides long. NCBI's taxonomy places the organism in Eukaryota, Metazoa, Rotifera, Eurotatoria, Philodinida, Philodinidae. The record is from the annotation of a GenBank genome assembly.